Messenger RNA from Wyeomyia smithii (pitcher-plant mosquito), 17243 nucleotides. It is a transcript of the gene rdgC, whose product is annotated as serine/threonine-protein phosphatase rdgC. Gene Ontology annotation, molecular function: manganese ion binding; calcium ion binding; protein serine/threonine phosphatase activity. The coding region runs from base 1371 to 3776 and encodes 801 amino acids. Gene Ontology annotation, biological process: detection of stimulus involved in sensory perception. The transcript has 12 exons. The record is from RefSeq and is a predicted model, not a curated record. Lineage: Eukaryota; Metazoa; Arthropoda; Insecta; Diptera; Culicidae. Gene Ontology annotation, cellular component: nucleus; cytosol.
GUCGGGCGACGGGAUCUCGACUAGUGUGACGUGUUUUGUGACGGUUCGGUUCUACGGGGCUUAGACACACACGGAGCGUGGCGUGCUGCGGACUGCUGCUGCGGCAGACAAAGACAAACUUCCGCUCGGUGGCUUCCGCUGGGCUCGAGCGGCUCAUCGCCCGUCAGUUGUCGGUGAAGGGUGCCAGCGAACGGACGCAAGUUUCUUUCCUUCGGGUGUUUACCGUGUCGUAUGUGUAUGUGGGCUAGUGCGGUUUCUAGUCCUCUGAUCCCUAACGGUAGUAAAUGGAUGGAACGAUAACUGAUUGACUAGGACAAAGGCGGUGCUGUUUGAAUUAUUUAAUUAGGGCGGAAAUUUAUUUUUUCUACGCCACAGAGUUUAUAUGGGACACGUUCCGGUUCGGUGGUUGUUGAUGAAAGUGGAAAUCGGAAGUAAAAGCGAGUCCGCUGAUAGAUAAUCGGAGCUUGUGAAUUGUUAUCAAAGAAGGUGUAUUCUGUUUGAGUUAAAUGAAAAAAAGUGAAGCAUGAAGAAAAGUGCGUGUGAGUGUAGCGAUCAAAUAAAGUGAAAAUCCAUUCCAAUUAGUCGCGUCGAAAAAGCAAUCUCAUAAUUUCGUUAGUUUUUCACCGCGUUUCCGUCGUUGCCAGAAUUGCCGAUUGAACAUCAAAGAGCAGAACGGAAAAUAGCAAUUCUGCAACGGUGGCCGGUCACUGGUGCUGCACUUAAAACGACUUAGCCGAGGGGAAGUUUGCGUAACGGCUGCUAAUUCGACUCCCCAGGAUUGGUGUAAGUCGCUCCGGCUGGUGAAUCGUCAGAUUCGGUGUCAUCAAAGGACAACAGAUCGAAGGGGUUCGAUGUUAUGGUUGAAGUGGUCACGGUCUUCUUCAGCAUCUCAGUAGCUCGCUUCAAGCGGUCCAAUGAACGCGCGCUUGGAAAUCUCAGCAUCGCAACCGAGCAGCAUUCCCUGCGGCGUAAUCCAAUCCGCAACUGUCGACUCGCCGGCAAGCAGGACAAUGUAGGAAGUUAAUUGCAGAUUGGCCCGACUCUGCUGCCAUAGCUGAAACUAGAGCAGGCUACUUUUAACGGAGUACCAUAAGGCAAUCCCUCAUCGCACCUGAGUGAGAGGGGGCCGAGAAAAGAAAUUAAAAAGUUAGCAGUGGAGGACGCAGGUGUAGAACCGUGAACGAUGAUGCUUCGGAGAAGAAAUCACGGCAGAAGUGAUUGAAUCAGAGAAAGUCCUGAUCGAAAAACUGCCGGAAAAGUUUUCUGCCGAUCUGUGCGUUCGACGGUGAACGGUGAGGUUGUAGUGGAUUUGAAGAAACCGGUGAGAAUCGAUUUACGGGAAGUGUGGGAGCGAGUGGAAAUUGGCUGAAAUGUUGCGUAAAAAGUGUGGCUGUUUUCGGCGGAAACGACGUGGCUCCAGCAUCGAGGAUUCGUCCUCCUGCCGGUCCUCGGAGAUCGAACGGGGCGGUGAGGUUACGCCGCACAGUAGUAGCAGCUUGCUGAAACUGUUUGCCUCCAGGGGCUGGUGCCGGCGGUGGAGGAAAAGCGGCUGCAGCAGCAGCAUGUUGAGAGUGGAACGGACCAUAAAAUCGGCUCUUCUGAUUCAGCGUUGGUAUCGGCGGUUCCUUGCACGAAUGGAAAUCCGACGCCGCUAUACGUGGACCAUCUUCCAGAGCAUCGAAUAUGCCGGCGAGCAGGACCAAGUUCGGCUAUACAAUUUUUUCAACGCACUACUGACGCACAUUCCAGAAACCACCGGACGACCCGUCGAUUCCAGAGAGACCUCUCAGGCUUCUUCCACCGAGGCACUUGAUUUUAAGUUUUCCGACGAAUCGGAUGAGCUCGCUGAGGAAGGUAUAAAUGCACCCGAACGAGCCUACCAGGGACCACACCUCAAGUUUCCGCUUGACAAAAAGCAACUUGAUGUGAUAAUCGAUCUGUUUCGGAAGAAGAAAAAUCGGCUGCACGCAAAAUACGUUGCCGGAAUCUUGAAAGAGGCGGCAAGCAAACUGAAAAGGCUAUCGAAUUUAAAUCAAGCCUCGACCGCUAUCUCCAAACAGGUUACCAUUUGUGGGGACCUCCACGGGAAGCUGGAUGACUUGCUAGUGGUUUUUUAUAAGAAUGGCCUGCCAUCACCGGAGAAUCCGUAUGUUUUCAACGGCGACUUUGUCGAUCGAGGCAAAAAGGGCCUGGAAGUACUCCUGCUGCUGCUGUCCACGUUCCUAGUGUUUCCCGGUGGUGUGUUCCUAAAUCGUGGCAAUCACGAGGAUACGGUUAUGAAUGUACGGUAUGGUUUUGUUCGCGAGGUGCACCAAAAGUAUAAACACAACGCCGAACGACUGCUGAAGUUGAUUGACGAAGUUUACCGGUGGCUACCGUUGGGGACGAUCGUCAAUAACCGGGUGCUGGUGGUGCAUGGUGGCAUUUCCGAUUCCACCGAUCUGGAUCUCAUUCGGAGUUUGGACCGUGGAAAGUAUGUUUCACUAUUGCGACCUCCGCUUACUAGCAGCACCGCCCCAGGUGCGGAGGUUAUCGACAAAGUUGAAUGGAAACAGGUGUUCGAUAUCCUUUGGAGCGACCCGCAACCCAACGAAGGCUGCCGGCCGAAUUCGCUGCGCGGCGCCGGCACAUACUUCGGUCCGGAUGUGACCAACAAGUUCCUACAACGUUACAAGCUGCAGUAUCUAGUCCGAUCGCACGAGUGCAAGCCCGAGGGCUGGGAAGUCAUGCACGGUGGAAAGGUCAUUACGAUAUUUUCCGCCUCCAACUAUUACGAAAUUGGCUCCAACAAGGGUGCCUAUGUCAAGCUGGAUCCCCAGCUGGAUACCAAGUUCGUGCUGUACACGGCAGCCGCUUCCAAGACACGAAAGCUCACCUUCCGGCAGAGUGUCGGCCUGGUGGAGACUUCGGCACUGCGGGAACUGGCAGCACGGUUACGUGAACGUCGCGUCGAGCUCGAGCGCGAAUUUGUUUCGCGGGAUGAUAAAAAUUCCGGAAUGCUGACGGUCACCAAGUGGUGCGAGGCCUUGGAAGCCGCCACCAAUCUGGGUCUGCCCUGGCGAAUGCUCAAAGAUAAACUGGCUCCCCCGGAUAAUGCGGGGUUAAUAGCGAACGCCCCCGUCACGGAGUUGUGCUACCGAAAAACGUUACAUCUGCUCGAUACGGACUCCUUCAAUUGUGCCCAGAAUGGAACGACGACGGUAGCGGAGUCACUAUACAAAAACAAAAGCAGCCUGGAGGCCAUCUUUCGGAUUAUUGACAAGGACAAUUCCGGCCAGAUUUCGCUGGAGGAGUUCGAAGAGGCUUGCGCCCUGCUGGAGAAACAUUUUCCGCACAACACCCACGAACAGCUGCUGGAGAUGUGCAAAAUGAUGGACAUUAACAAGGACGGUCUGGUGGACCUGAACGAGUUUCUGGAAACCUUCCGGUUGUGCGAGAACGCGAAGGAGCAGCUGCUGACCAACCUGCAGGAGACGGCACUGGCGGCGGACAAGAAGGAAAACGGACACGACUCCGGUGGUAAGAACUGUGAGGGAACUGCGCCGAGUGGGGGCGCCACGCGUAAAAGUAACCGAAAGCGAGCGAGUGGUAAAAAGAAAAAUUCUUCUAAACUAGCCGAAGAUUCGGACGAUUAUGAAGAUUAUGAAGCGAAGGAUGGCAACUCGGGGCGGCCGGGUGACUCGAAGGCGGCAGCAGCAGCGGCGGCGACUAGCACGAACGGUAUGGUAACGGGGAUCGUGGCGGACGGAAACGGACAGGCGGGGGAGAAGAAUUAAAAACGUGGGUUGGGGGUUAGUCGGUGACUGGGUGCUUAUUGUUGAAUUUUUUUUAGCUUUUUCAAGCUGUGUUCUAUGAGCAGAGGCUAAAAGGCAUUUUUAUGGAAACUCGGUGAUUUCGACUCCAUAUAGAUUAAUUUCUCACUUUUUUUGUCUCUAGUCUUUCGCCAUAUUUCUCAAAAUGUUAUAUAUAUUUUUUAAUUAAUUUUUUUAUUUUUUAAAAUAUUUUACCAGGAAUUUUUGAUACAAGUAUUUCACGGCUUUUGGGCGUUUUCGGUUGUAACUUAUAAUCAUCUUGGCAUGUUUUCAAGCUUUAUCUUUUAAUUAUGUAGUGAUUUCAGGUUUGGUACAUAUUAUGAUCGACGUUUCUCUGCCUUUUCUAUUGAUUAUCGUCGAUUUUGGUCUCAAUUUCGAACGGUUUUACUUUUUUGUCUUAUCUAUGAUUUCACAAAUAUUUCUUAAAGUUUGUAAUGCGAAAUAUUCUCUUUUUUGCUCCUAUCUAUCCUUUAGACUUGGGCUGUCUUUUGACGAAGAACUACGUCUUUUAACAAGGGUGAAAAAUAAAAGUUUGAAAUCGAAGCUUGUAAGAAUCUUUGUUCAAUUUCACGUGCUUAUAACUUGGUUAGUAUUCAACAGAUUAUAUUCGUUUCAACAUCAAUUUGGAAAAUUAGUUACAUGUUUACCAAAAUGGGGCAAAUUGUAGUUUUAUGAUACUAACUUUUCUGGUUUUUGGAUAACAAUCUAAGACAACCAAUUGCACCGGAGCGGAAAAACUUCGGACGCCAUUUUGCCAUUCAUGGUGGCAAGUACCACCUAAUAUGGGUUUUACGGGAAUCAAUAUGAAGCUCAGAAACAAAACCGCAAAUCACCAUUUUGGAUUUCAAGAUGAUGAGAAAUCCUCUCAUCAUCUUGAAAUUCAAAACGGUGACUUGCGGCUUCUGGAAAACAGCCAACGUCUGGCUUCUGGAAACGGUUUCUGAAUUCGAAUUGUUGCCUUUUUCAGCUCUUAUACGUUAAACUUAUGAGUAAUUCUUUUCAACACCUUUUUCUGUAGCUAGUUCUGUAGUAAUCACUUCCAACAAUAUUAAGUUUCAUUUAAAAAUAUUAUCAAAUGCCCUUUCCUUCUUUUGCCAUUGGAAACGUUCAUUUCGGUUAUGUACGUUCAAACAGUAUCCUUUUCACGUUUUUGGACAUUAUAAUUAAAACUUCACAUUAUUUUAGCCUGGUUUUUGGUUCAAUUUAGAAUAUUUUUGUUAUUUUUCUACUCUAUUCAAAACUUUAGAUGCAAAUAUUUUAUGGUAUUUGAGCGUUUGGAGGUUCAUCUCCUAUUUGGCCUGGUGCUACUGUACUGUUAUUGCAGUACUUUAUUUGAUUCUGUUGACGAUUUCAUGGUUUUUUCCUUUUUGUAGAGCCAAAACACAACUGCAUCUAUUGAUUAGGAGUACUGUUGUACGACCCAUAUUCAAUUUUUAAAUCCAAAAUGCCGACUUUCGGUUUCCGAAAGUGACCAAAUACUAACCAAUAUGGCUGUUUCCGCAAUUGGGAGGGUACAGAGAGACUAAAAAUUGAGUCCAGAAAACAUUUUGAAAUCCAAAGUGGCAACUUCCGGUUUCUUUGUAAAUAAAUCAACUCCAGGCACCAUUUCGGAAACCAAAAUGGUGAUUUCUGGUAUUUGUUAAAAUAACCUGGAGGCAGGGAUGGUUUCUCCUCAGAGGAAAAAAGAGGAAAGUGAAAUUCUAACUCGCUGCUCUGUUUUCAAAUCGCGUGCUCUUCUCUUUGUUGCUUUGGCUUCUUUCUUGCGCUGAGUGCACAGGAGAUUGAGAAACCUACACAAAGAGAAAGUAAAUUGUUCCUCUACACAAAGUUGCUCUUUUCGGAACUUUGUGGAGCUCGCUUUGGUUUGUGUGAUGUACUGGUUAUUGGUAUUGGUAUUUUUCGAGUGUAAAAUCAAUCUCACAUUCUUCCACUAGCGCUGGUGUGCUUAGUCCAACCAGUGAUGCCACAUGUGCAAUUUUAUCUGUAUUUAUACAGAUCUUUACGUAUUUUCCAUACAGAUAUCUUCAUAUACAGAUUACAGAUUUCUGGAAAUAAUACAGAUUUAUACAGAUUUUUUUGGUUUUCCUGAUCGCAAAUUAAACUUCUUGAUACAGUAAAAAAAUGAACUUAAAUGUUGCAAGGCUUGUUUUAUUAUCAGGCUUGUAAACAGUCAACACUUUCAUUUUAUUUCGCUUCCUUAGCGUGCGUCACAGUAGGCUUUUGCUCGUGAAUGUCAAAAUACGUUCGAGGUAAAAACACGUCGUGAUGGCGAGUACUCGUUUGACAUGUUUGUUCAUGAAUGUAUUUAGUCACCGUCAGAGGAAAAAAAAACGAUUAUCGCAGUGAAGUGUUUCUACCUUGACCAUUUCGAAACCUGUAUAUUAUAUGUAUAUGCUUCGCGUGAGCGUGUGAAUGAACGAAUCAUGACAUAUGUUAAACAAGCUUUUCGAAAUUUUAUCAAAGUGACAAGAUUUUUUGAUCCUCAAAAUACAGAUGCAAAUAUGGCAUCACUGAGUACAACUUGUUAAUUAAUUGAUGAGGUUGGAAAAUGCCCCCGCGGGAAGGGUAAAAAGCAAGCGCCAAGCUAUAGCACAUCAUCAUAUUUCCAAGCUCUGAUACGUUCUCAUCACAAAACCAACAAACAAUUCAAUUAAAAAAAAAACAAUAUCUCUUAAUAGGCAAUAAAAGUUACCUAUACUGUUUUUUAAUAAUAUUGUAACAAAACAAAAAUAUAAUAUUGAUGUAAUAAUGACAAACCCAAAACACACGAGAAUUUUAGACACAGUAAUUCCCGGUCAUAAACACAUUAUGGGUAUUCAUGUCGAGCUCGUAAACGAAUACCCAGCCGUAAAAAUACUCAUCUCCAUUGACGAGUAAUGGAAGAUACACAGUUUACGGCUGGGUAUUCGUAUACGAGCUCGAUGUGAAGACCCCUAUUGCCUUUGACAGUGGUAAUUACCACAUUACUAUGAAAGAUUAUAGAGAUUAGAGUAGCUUGUAUUUUUGUUUCAUGCUCUAGCGCUUGCGGCAAGCGAAGUAACCAAUUUCUCAGUACAAAAAGAAACAAAGAGUGAAAUUGUGCACUAUCAUUUCUCUUUUUUCGUUCGCGUCAUUUCUGUUUGUGCUGGUGAGUUUCUCAACGGCUGCAGGCGUUCUUCUCAAUGUGAAGAACGGAAAGUUGACUAUUUGUGCACUUGAAGUGAGCAGAUAACAUCCCUGCCUGGAGGAAUAAACAAAAAUAACCAGUAGGGGUAUUUUCGUGCCCAGAAUGGUGUCCAGAGGCCAGAAAAUCGACUCCAAACACCAAUAUGGAAUCCAAGAUGGCGAUUUUCGGUUGCCUGUAAACAGCCAAUAAUGACCAACCCAAUGAAAAUCUUCUCGGAACCGGCCAUCUGAAAUUUCUUCAAGACCAGCACAUUCCUAGCGUCUAUCAAUUAAAAACAGAAUUGAAAAGAAGAGGUUUGCUUUGAGCUAAUAACUUGCGAUCACUUUCAAAUGUAACAAUGCAAGUAAUGUAGCAAACAAUCUUUUGUAGUUCUACGUCAACUUUGCGGUCGUGUCUUCGCACACAGUCCUCCUGAUUUUUUUUAUGUAUUUUCUGGAUACUUUUAUUAUCUUUUCACGCUUUUACAAGCGAUUUCUACCAGAUGAGCUUAAAAUCCAUGCUUCUGAAGUUCAUUCGUUGGCUUUCUUCAGUUCAAAACAAUUGAUGACCAGCAUUCUAAGUAUUCAUUUACAAAGGAAUUUUGACAACUUGGGUUCAUUUUUCUUACCAUUUCUAACCAUUAAAUGUUUGCAACUUCUUAUUAGAGUUAACGAGAUUUUACUUACGACAUAAAUUAACUUGAAUCUUAUUUACGAUCAUUUUGAAGAGCUACGAAGCCGCAAGGUUACAGAGUCCGCUUUGUCAAGCGGAUAGUCAUGGGUUCGAAUAUUAGUAGCAUCAGGCCUUUCGAUGUCAAAAAAGGGUUUAUUUUCACGCUCCCCACAAUUUACCUUUCCUUUACGAUGAAUUCUGUUACUGUUACUUGUGUUACUUCUUCUUAACAAAAUAAGACGCCCCUUUAAUAAAACUGGGCUUAAGGACGCCUGACGAAACUUCUCCAGGAAUUUAUAAUUGGCAGUAAAAGUGUAAAAGGAAGGGUUAAAUAAUAAGCAUGCCACUUGUCAACGCGAGAUUGCUAUUUGUUUCCCGUUUUUUGGUAAUCAUACAGUCAUUUCUGACGAUCCAAGGGUUGAUAGAAAAUAAGUGUAAAAAACUCUCCUCUCUUUUCUGAGUUUACUUCGGGGGUUUACGCUCAAAACCUUUUUUACGAUUUGUGAUCAUUACAAAUUAUGAAUAUUUUACAAUUUUUAUGCUUAGUUCUUGGCUCAUUCAUAAUAUUGUUGUCAUUUCUAUCUUUAAGAACAGUUGGGCAACUUAACAACGUUCGAUACAAGUAUUUCAUGCUAUGUUUUCAUAGUUUUUUUAUUAAAUAUUUAGUCUUUUUCGGUUUGGCACAUUACAUGAACAUUGUUUUUCACUUUAUCCGAAAAUUAUCGUCUAUUUCAAGCCCAGUUUGAACCAGGUUUCGUUCUUUUCCUCAUCUAAGCCAGGGUUUCCCGAAUCGUGUUCCGGGGCUUUUUUUUAAAAAAAAAAAACCAACCUCAAAGAAACGAUAUAUUUUUCAGUCAGCUGUCCAGAUUUCCUAAUCGAUGGAACACUUUUUUAAAAUCAAAAAAAGUACUUCUUUGGAUCAAUGAGAAAACUUUUGUCACUUCAAAAAUACUGAUGCCCCGUCAAAUAUUUUAGCUUGAAAAAGUGCUGAUCUAAGAGCAAUUGAAAGCAUUUUGCGACAAGAUUUUUUGUUUUUUUUCUCAUCUUCAGACUUAUGUUAUCUUUUUUACGCGUUUUCUGGUAAAUUUAGAAGGUUUUAGGCUAUUGUUUGAUUGUCUCCUUUAUCGCUUUCGACUUUGCUUUGCUGAAGCCAUUGCUGCUAAUGGAAUAUGUCUGACAUUCAGAGUUUUAGGGUUCCUCUGUUGUUUUUCUACGUCCCAGUUUGGAUUUUUCUAGAUUCAACACAGUUGGCGAUCAUUUUGUGCUUUUUGGACAAAGAAUUUUCGGCGAUUUCGAGCUUAUAUUUUUUGCUAUUUCUAACCAUAAAAUUUCGUUCACCGCUCUCCACAAGUUUAUGUUAUUUUGCUUUCGAUUCACGAUGUUUUCAGGUAUUACUAAAGAUUUUUUGUUUUUGUUUCUUUUCGGGCAUUGGGCAGAAGUGCCACUACGACAGUAAUGGUUGUCUUUUGUGGUUGACCCCGAUUGCUUUACACAGAUUACAGGAUGCUCGAACUCAUUGAUGGAGUUGAGCUAGUUGGUCGUAAGCCUGUGCCCCAACUCGGAACAACAUGGUUGAUGAAACCAAGCAAUGACCGUUUUAGGACUGGUGCUUUCGUAUGGAGUUGAGAGGUUAUUUCCGAAGAAGUUGAACCUCGAUAAAGCAAGAGCUCCGCAAAAAGCAAGAUGAAGCAAGAGCAAAUACGCUGAACUCUCAGGUUCAGCGCUGCAGAGGCGGCAAUUGCAGGUUGGGACUUUGCCGAUUUUCUUUAAAUGAUAGAGAGCGGGACAGUGUCCGGUGAGGAGUUCCAUGGUGAUGCGUAGUUCACUACGAGUUAAACUAAGUAACCUUUUGGUAACGGCAAAAUUGGGGUAGGAAAACUUGUCUACAACCCUGCGCACGUUGCCAAUGAGAUGCUAUUUCUAGCUUCUCCCAUGUACUUAGUUUGCCUUCAAUGGCGGAUCUGGAGAUACCCAGAAACGGUUCCGGUCCAAUGAAUUGCUGAGCAGAUCCUUGUCUUGCCAGGCUGUCGGCAUGUGCAUUUCCUUCGACUCCACAAUUUCCGGGUAACCUAAGUAGCAUAACUUUGUUGAGGCGGGAAAGUUCUCUGAGUGUUGCAAUGCACUCCCAGACUAGUCUAGAAACACAUGUGGCAGACUUUAAUGCCAGCAGUGCAGCCUGACUGUCUGAAAAGAUUCCGAUACGAUACGGCACAAUACAAAUCAAUGUUUAACGGCACCAGUUACAUCUGGUGUCUUACUUUCUCAAGUAUCUUGAAAACUUUGGGCUUGUUUUUCAUCUUCGCUGCCUAAAAGCUAAAAUGAAAUCUAAGCUUCUAACUUGAUAUUCGUCAAAUAGCCUUAAAUAAGCAGUAUAGAUGGUAUGUUCCGCCGAGCAGGAUAUCACGGAUUUGUUGUUGUUAUUGUUUCACUUGAUCUAGUCUACAAAGACAUACCGGAAGAUUAACUCUCAAUAGUCACGUAUAAGAGCUAGAAGAAAUCUAGUCUUCAUUGUAUAAUGCAUGACACUAAGCGUGCUAGUGCUGCUCGUUGUUGGUUGAAUAGUGUUCUGUAUAAAUCUCAUGAGUUCAAAAUAAUUCGCGGCGUCACCCUCGUAGUGUCUGAAGUUUUGUUAACAGUAAAAGGAAAAACUCGAGCAUCCCUUCAACGUGUUUCUUGAUAGUGAGGAAUCCCAAAUCAAAAGCAGCAGAUUCUGCAACAACACCACUAAUUGUCCCCUGUUCAAAGAUUGCCGCGAAGUUUUUCGAAACAUUUAACACGAUUCAUCAAAAUCACGCCUAUUUUCGGUCUGAAGGGAAGCUAUUAAUUUAGACCUGGCGUCACGGUGUACAGGGCAUAACCAAACAACGUGCUCUAUGUCGUGAUAACCUUCAUCACAGGCACAGAUACCACUUUCCCCGAGCCCAAUACGACGGAGAUGCGCGUCAAAUCUAUAGUGAUUGGGCAAUAGCCGGGACAUCACGCAAAUGAAAUCUCGACCUACAUCCAACCCCUUGAACCCCUUGGAAUGUAAUCACCUUCCCAGUUCCCCUUUGACUCCUUGACCCUCUGACGUACAAGUGCAAGAAAUUCAAUAAAUGCAAUUGGCCUUUCAUAAAUGUUACUAUUUGUUGUGCCUGGUAAAACAAAUAUUUCGAGAAAUAUCGACUAAGGGAGAAAAAGUCCCAGAGCGUCGUUUUUUUUUCGAAAAUUGUUGUAUUAAUUUUCAGUCCUUGGGUAUCAUCCUGGUUCUGGAAAUCUUCACAUUGGGAAGGAUUGAGCCAUUUUAGGCCGUUCUGAAGAGAAUGGGAGUCACCAUCUCAGAUUUCCAUCCACCGUCAGUGAAAUAGGACUUUACUCGAGCGGCUCUAUGUUAAUUUUAACGACUUUAGCAGUAUGAGGCCGAACGUUGUCAUGCAGUAAAAUCACUUUUUCGUGCCUCUGCUCAUAUUGUGGCCAAUUUUUGCGUAGUGCUCGGCCUUAUCGCAUCAAUUGAAGUUGAUGGUUUCGUUCUGUUUCAUCAGGUUAAAAAAAAAACAUCGAACUGGUCCUACCAAAUAUACAGCAUAACCUUCGCAGCGUGUAUACUCGGCCAAACCGAUGACGUAUAAGCAUGACCAGGCAUUCCCCCAUGACUUUUGAUUGCUGCAAUGAAUCCAUUUUCCAUCACUUGUCACGAUGCAAUGAAGAAAACCCUUCCUUUUGCCGUUGAAGCAGUUGUUCACAGGCGAAGAAAAAAAAACACCUUUAUAUGAUUCUGUUAAUGAUUUUCGUCUAUUUUAGGGUUACUUUGAGAUCACUGUUUUUAGAGCUAUUAAUCAGUGAUUAUAUCGGUGUCUCACACUUUAGUCUAAUAUUUGUAUCUAACAAUUAUUUAACCUUUUUCGUUUCAACGCAAACCACAAUCUUAGUUUUUCUUCCAUUUCUAAUAUUUAUCGCCAAAUUUAGGCUCAACUUAGAACGGGUCCCUGCGCGUCUGCGUCGGUAGUAAGAAAUAAGCGGUCGUCCAUAAUGUUCCAGUUUAAACGCAUGUUCGGCCCGGGUGAGUUUCACUCAACUAAGGGUUUUCGGAGCAGUUUUUUUUAGCUUAUAGACGUUUUAACCUUUUCGGUCAUUCGCGAAUUUUGGAGUGUAGUGAUUUUACGAGGUGUAUCAAGAUGACCGUUUAGCCGGAGACUGCUCAAUCGGUGGUUCUGUCUAAGCACGUUGCAAACCAGAGAAGAUUUCAUUCGUUCGACAAAUAUCGUGAUUAAUGUAAUAACUACGCGAUGUAUACCUUUCAAAGAACUGCAUUUUCUUAAGUGCAUUUGCUUUCUCGAAGGUAUUCGGGAUUGAUAAUAGAAAUUGAUAUAAAUACUUAGAUGCUUCCGAUGAUAGAUGAUUUUUGCGCGCGUCAUUCACAGAGGAUCGCGAAUCGUUAGUUCGUUUUUGUAAUGAGCUAGGCUUACACGCAACAUCGUUCAAUUCCGUCAAUUACCACUGGACAUUAAAAAACCCUCUUCCUUCGCCGCAGUCGUAGAAAUUUAGAAAUAUACUCGGUCUCGACCUGAACAGUCAGGCGAAGAUUGUUAACAAGUUGUUUUUAUAUCGGCUUGUUACAAAUUGAAGUAGGUUUUGUUCGGUCGAUAAGUAUCGUUAUUAAUCAAACGGCUACUUUCGCAUGCCUUCGUAAUAAGUUAACUCCGCGCGCAACGUUGUUUGAUUUAUCACUUACCACGGUGACCAAACCAUACCUUUCCGUCGCAGUCGUGGAGAUGCAGAGGUAAACUCGGUCUCCGACAACAACGACUGUGACAUCUCCUUCCUUACAAUCUCCUUCUUUACCCUAGCGAUCGUAAGUACGUGGCCGGCGCCGUUAUGGAUCUAUACAAAGCGGAAGCUACUAAAUUUUGAUACAUUGAAGAUGGUAAACUAAUCCCAAGUUGCCAUAUACGUGGUUCCCUGUGCAACUUCACUGGCUCCGAUCCAUCACGGAGGAGCAACUACGAAGCUCAGUUCAAGCGCAAGCUCAAGCUCAAAUUAGAACGGGUUUCUUUACUUAACUUUUCCAAGCCUUCGAAGUUAUUGCUCAUGGUCUGUUAUGCAAUUUAUUUUUGUUUAUUUCUGACUUGGGCUAUCCUUUUUCACGCGUUUGCUGGUCAAUAAUGGCGCUUUUGUGCUCGCUUUUCUCGAUCGUUCUUGAUCUAGCUUUCAGAUACGAUUUCCAGCAAUUUAGUCUGAUUGAAAUUAAUCAUCAUUCAAUCAAAUUGAACAACUUGUGCUUUUUUUCGUUUUUGUAAAAAAUCUUCGGUAAAUUUAAUUUUGAUUUGAGAUCUUUUUUUCAGCCAUUUUAGUCAUUAGACUUUUCUUAUCAUUUUAUUGAAUAGUAAAUUUUUUUUCUAUAAUUUUUUUUACUUUCGCGUGCGAUUUUGGUGAUUUUAAGCUCAAUUCAGCAUCAUUUUUCUAUAUCUCCUCGUUGAAAGUUACGGUUUCUAAUGCUUCGAUUUUGGAUUUUAGCCAUUUACGGUGAUCUUGGUUUGUUAUUUUGAUAAUUACAGGAUUCAAUUUGGGAUGAUUUUGUUUCAAUACCUCUUCUUUCGCCAAUAAAGCCGUUUCAGGCUCAGGUCAGAAUUAUAACUUUCGGUUCGCUUUCGUAGCGAUUGGCAGUGUUUAUUUUGUUUUUUUUUAGAUUCUCGCCCAGUACGAUUCUAAUUUAACAUAUGUUCACACUUAGAUGUCAAUGCCGAGAAUUCAACAGCUGAUAAAAUCAGCGAAAUGUUCUACAUGUUUUCGGCAGAAUUUUCAAGAACUUCGGUAAAUGAAAUGUCAAUAUUUGCUGGGUUAUGGUAAAUAUAUUACUGACAUUUGUUAAAAACUUGACCGAGCUCGAUCAGCUGUUUACCUAGAUAAAUUAAGAGUGUUUGCCUAAGCGAUCAGAAAUUUCAUAAUCAAUUUGGGCUUUCCUCACCUUCGACUUCGAGAUUUUCCAUAGCAGGUAAAAACUUUUUUUUCAAUAUUGCAAUUAUUUCAUUGAAAUAGUGAAGUAUGUUCCUAAACAUUGUACAGUUGAUGGAUUGACUCUAGGUUGACAAGCUCUAUCAUCCCAAAAAUGACGUCUAAAUUUUACACCCAAUUGAGAGUCGCACAACCAUACUAUUUUGGGCGCUGUAAUGUUUUUGAGUUUCCCAAAUUGACAUCUGCGCAUACGCUGGCGCUGCCGUUGAUACAAAAAACGCAACGCGAAUACAGCGCCAGGUUAAGAUUACAAGUAUUCCUCGUUGUAACGUUAUCGUUUUUUCACACAAUAAAAUUAAACUAUGAAAAGUACGGUUACUGAAAUUGUCGGUCAUGUUCGAAACAUUAAUAACGUUUACUUUUAUUAUAAAUUUAUAAUAAUAAAACCACAGACUAACAGACAUAACACGUCGAACAAAUUUUCAAUAAAAUCAUCGUUUGGAUGAUUCCAGUAACACUAGCACCAUCUGCUGUCGAGUUCGCGCUGCGUCAUGUAUUUCGACAUCAGCGCCAGCGUUACUGCAUGUGUCAAAUGGGGAACUACAAAAUAUGUAUGAGAUUGCAUGACAGCGCCCCAGACGAUGUUUUCGCGCGAUGUCUGUUAUUCGAUUGAAAAUUUGAAAUGAACGUUUUUUGUGGCGAUGGAGUUAGCACAGACUAACAGACGUAACACUGGAACCUGUCACCAUCGCCACAAAAAACGUUCAUUUCAAAUUUUCAAUUGAAUAACAGUCGUCGCGCGAAAACGUCGUCUGGGGCGCUGUCAUGCAAUCUCAUACAUAUUUUGUAGUUCCCCAUUUGAUACAUGCAUUAACGCUGGCACUGAUGUCGAAAUACAUGACGCAGCGCGAACACGACAGCAGAUGGUGCUAGUGUUACUAACGUAAAGUACUGGAAUCGUCCGAACGAUGAUUUUAUUGAAAAUUUAUUCGACGUGUUAUGUCUGUUAGUCUGUGGAGUUAGGUUCCAGUGUUACGUCUGUUAGUCUGUGAUAAAACCAUGAUUGGAUAUACUGUAAAUUCGUUAUAUCGGGAUAGAAGUGAUAAAAAAAGUUACGUUUUAACUAGAAAUACUUGUUUCAGUUUGUGGUUUGUUAUAAUUUCAUUUUAUGUAUUUCGUAAUUGCAUCACAACUUGCAUUAGCUUUCGUUUAGUUUCAUCUUUAUGUGCCCUCAUAGUGCCGCUCAAUUGGAAACAAUUCUAACAAUUUUAUUUUAGCUCUUGAUUCUUUAUUGUAGUUUUACCGUUUGAGUGAGUUUUUUUUUAAAUUCAUCCCAAUGUUUUCAUAUUGAAGCGCAGUUCGCAGACUAGAGGUCAGAUUCAACUUGUUUGAUUUUGAAGUCGCUUUAUUGAAUUUCUAUUGUCGAUAUUUUCAACGCGAAUUUAAGAAUUUUAAAUAUCGGUCUUUUGAACAGGAGUUAUAACGCUAGUUUUCUCCAUUUAAUUUAUAUGUAAUGCAAAAUUUUUGUUUAGUUUGUGAUAUAAGUAACAUUUUAAGUUAGAAUUUUCAAGCAAUUUCGCAGUAAGUGUCAUCAUUUUUAUAAUUUAAUCACGCUCUUCGCAGCAUAUACGCGAGUUCCUCUUUGAGGAAAUUAUGAAAACCACUUUCUCGGUUAACUUCAAUAAUCGAUAAUCAAGUGUCGGAACGGUGCCCCACCAAAGUGGUGGUAGCGGUUUCCCCCACCGAGUUAAGCAAGAAUUUCAUUCUAUUUGCCGCUCGAUUGCUCUUCCAGUGCUAAUUUAAUUUACCUCGGCAUCACUUGCUUCACUCGGUUCGUGCUUCCACUUCAAACACAAUCGCUGAUACCGGAAGUGACACUCGAGCAGCCAAAAAAGUGUCAACAUCAUUUGGCCUGCAAAAAGCAUCAUGGCCGCAUAAUUGUGAAAAUAAUGUUGCUUUUUCAUAUAAUAUCAUCUGCAAAGAUGUUUUGCCCAACAGCAGCAGCAUGCUAGUAAUUAAUGGAAUUUCAUCCUUAAUAGAAAUUCCUGCCAAGUUUUUCCCUUUAGUUGCAAGCCAAGUCAACGACGAAAGUUUUAUCUGAAUUUCAUCUUAUUUCACUAAGAGCUCGGUUUGUGGUUUAAACCUUGCGGUUUACCGCGCGGGAAACUCUAAUAUCAUAAGUAUAUUUUCAACCCAAAUCUUUUCUUCUGUUUCAAAGCAUCACGAAGGUACCGAUUAAAUAACGAGCAAAGACCAAAUGAAGCAAGAAGUAAGCAAACCUGAUUCAAAACCUAUUAUCUCAAAUCGUAUCACUAGAACCAAUCCAGAGCAAUACCACUUCCUAAAAUGUUACGAAGAUGAUUGAUAAGAAUUUUAAGACGUACAAAUUGUAAGUAAUAUAUAUUUUCUCUCCUAUACCACUAAUUAUAACCAUUUAUCUGUGGCAAAGCAGAUCGUCCGAAAGGGGGCAAAAAUAAGCUUUAAAUAGUUUCGAUUUUCAGCUAGUAUAACUAAGAAAAUAAACAAAAACAUGCAACGGAAUGAAUCAAACAGCCUCGACAACCGUAAUACAAAGAAAACAAACAAAGCAAAACCGAUGGUUUCUCGUACAACCAAACACAUCCAAUUUCCUCAAUGUAAUCGCUCGAUUUAAAUAAUGAAUAGUAAAGACAUAAACGAGCAAACAAAAAAAAAAAAAAAAAAACAUAGCUUCGCAUGGCCAACAACUCUACAACUACAUUUUCGAAAGUCUUUUUAAAAUGUUCACUGUUCUCAGCAAAAAAAAAAAAAUACAUGUAACCGCAAAUACAACCGAAAGGAGCACAUAACUGCACCGAACGUGGUUUAAGAAGGCACCAUCUUUUUUCGAUCUCAUUGUGUGUAGAGUAGUAGACAAAUAUUAAAAAGGACUAAAAAAACGAUUUUUCGAGUUUUACAGCUCUACUUCUUUGUCAUCUGUUAUAGAAUUGUAAUCAAUAGGAUAGUCAGUGAGAAAGAAAAAUAGCAAAUAAAAAAUAAAUAAAAAACAUUUUCCAUCUAAGCUUGUUUGGAAGCUCUUAAUCAGCGUCCUAAUAAAAUGAACCAAAUUCGAGCGACAUCCCCGUGGUUUUAUUGUUGGCUUUGUUGCAGCUCAGCUCGAUUCGUUAGAAAAAGAAAAAAAAAGAAAAAGUAACAGAAAUCAUAAAAGACUUACCACGCAGUGAUUACGAAGUGCUAUUGAUUAUAUAUACUCACAUCUCAUUACAGUUCAGUAAACUUUUCAGCAUAGUGACAUCAGUUGACAGACACAAUCGCUUAGUGUAUGGUUAAGAAGCUUACCUCUUCGUUAUAUUUUGUCCCGUGUGUCGGUGAAUGAUGAUAUAGGUAUAUUGCGUUCGACAUUAUCAACAGUUGUGUUUUUACGCGAAGUUCUUUAAUACAAGAAAAAAAAACAUGUAACGAAUGAACGGUUAGAUAAACCAUUUACAGAAUACUAGUAUUUACUAUGGCGAUUUUUUCUAUACAACGUUAGUGAGAUAAGUGAAAAAAGUCCUAUUUCAUGUUUUUCGACAGCUGUAAGCAGAUAUUAAUAUAUAUUCAUGAUGAUGCGCCAACAGCGCAUCUCUAAAAAAUAGACUAAAUAUCAUUGUUUUGUGAUGGUGUUAUCCCAGCAAAAGACGAAAAAUAAAGUUUAUGAACUAUUA